Molecule: messenger RNA, 5034 nt
Organism: Suhomyces tanzawaensis NRRL Y-17324
Lineage: Eukaryota; Fungi; Ascomycota; Pichiomycetes; Serinales; Debaryomycetaceae
Exons: 1
Coding region: 1-5034 (1677 amino acids)
Biological process (GO): Golgi to endosome transport
Cellular component (GO): trans-Golgi network; endosome
Source: RefSeq, a predicted model, not a curated record
AUGGUAAAAAAGUUUGAAGAAACACAAUUAUCAUCCAAAGAUAAAAGGUACAUUCAACAAGUCGAGAAAGUGUUGUCUUCAUUUGACUCUCUUGAAGAAUGGGCAGAUUACAUUGCAUUUUUAUCAAGAUUGCACAAGUCCCUACAGCUAGCAGAUGAUAGGAGAGGAUAUCAUUCUCUUUCAUGGAUCCCAAGUUCUUCUUUGGUAGCAAAUAAACUAGCAUUAUGUUUAUCAUCUAGGUUACCAAACGGCGUCCAUCAAAAAACCCUUAGCCUUUAUGAGUCCAUUUUCAAAAGUCUUUCAAUUGAGAGCUUCAACAGUGAAUUGUUCGUUUGGUUGCCUGGUAUAUUCCCCCUUCUUUCAUACUGUUCGAUUCAAGUCAAGCCUCAAUUGAUUAAGAUUUUGAGGGAGGAUGUGCUUGCAAAUUUAUCCCCCAGUAACUUGAAAGUUAUAACUAAGCCCUUGAUACUCAGUUUACUUCCAGGACUUGAUGAUGAAAACUCUGAAGUAUUCACAGAAAUCAUAGACUUGGUGGAUGAGUUCAAACUGCGGUUAGCAGAUGAUUCACAUUUUUGGCAAAGUAUGUUCCUUUGCAUCAUAAGCAAUCCAGAAAAGAGAUUAGGUGCCUUGUUGUGGUGCAGCAGGAGACUUCCUGUACUCACAACCAUCAAGAAUAAUGGUUUAAAUCAAUUUUCUGAGGAGGCACAUGCAUGUCUAUCACCUGAACCGGGCCUCUUGAUAAGGGCAUUUGCUACUUCAAUUAGUGGAACUUCAAAAGGAUUGAACUCUGCAAGUGAUGUGAUUGUUAUAAGAGGCUUCUUUGACUUGCUAAUGACACAUUUGCCUUUAAACAGUGAAGUUUUCAGAAGUCAUGUAUUAGCAAAAGAUAAAGAGCUUUUGAUAAUGGCUUGUUGCAGGGUUACGUUAAAGAAGGAUAUGAGUCUAAACAGAAGACUAUGGAACUAUUUUCUCGGACCAGAGCUUGAGCUCGAUAAUCCCGUGAAGAAUGAUCGUUCAAAAUACUUUGAAACCCAUGCAUUGGACACCUUAUCAACGGGAUUUUUAAAGAUGAUAGAAACAUCGAGCAUUAAGAAAAAAAUUGAAGCUUUUAAAAUUUCAUUAUCGAUAAUAAUGGACAAAUGGGAAAUCAGUAAUUUGGUAACUCCGAGGCUAUUCUCUCCAUUUUUGCAAGUUUGUUUUGAAUCAAGAGAGAAUAAAGAAAUUCUAAUUGCAGGUCAAAUGUUUUUCGAUGGAAUUGAAUCUUCCUUUAUCUGGGCUUAUAUCACAGAUAUUAUCCUAAAAAAAAAUGAUGAAGACUUGAAACUCUUAGAAUUUGUUUUGAGUACAUUCAACUUUAAUGAAGAGGAAAUGAUAACUAUGCAUGCUCCGCUAGCUAUUAUAUGCUUGUUGUCUGAUCCCCAUUUAUCGGUGCAAAGAGUUUCCAUACUUGAAGUUUUAUUGAGCUUAGUUCCACAGCGCGCAUAUACGCCUCUUGGAUCAACCGAGACUGUUUUUUCAAGUCAACAAUUGGUAAACACUAUCACAAUGUACUAUGACAACAGUUUGAUAGAUGAGAAUACUCAAAGUCCUUUUAAAGGAGAAGAAAUUACCAAUUUAGUGGUUGACCUAAUGAAGAACGCACUUAUUACGGGAAUCCAAGAUAUAGACAAAUCUUACCGACUCUCCUGUCUAUUAUCUGAUUUGUUACGUACAAUUCCCCAAAAGCAUGGAGAUAUCUGGUUCAGUUCAGAGCUUGUUUCUGCAAUUAUUUCACUUCCUAAGAGUAGAUUUGAUAUUGAUGACGACAGCAAAUUGAAAUCUAACGCAUUAAUUUCAUUAGGAAUAGCCAAGGUUUUCAACUACAUGUCUAGUUCCCUAUCCACAUCUAUAAAAGAAACUAUUCUUGGAUUAGUUAUUACAAACAUUUGGUACUCCGUCUACUCAACUCAACCUGGAAACUAUCAAUUUGAGUCGGUGAAGGCAAUAUAUGAAUUGCAGCUUACAUGUCUGCAGUACAAAAUUGAGGCUGGAAUAUUACACUUGAUGAAUCAAGUUCCAUUAGUUGAUCGGAUACAGGCUUUUUCAACGUUGUGGAUUCAUUCAACAUCGAUUAACGAUGGGGACUUGAUUCUAUUAAGACCGUUGCAACUUAUCUUGAAUGAGUCUGAUAAAAGAGUUGGCUCUACUGGAGUCAUUGAUUUUGUAAAGAAUAUUGUUGUGAAGAAUGGUUCAACGAAUAGACUUUUGAAGCUAAUUACAAGUCCCUUGCUCAAUUUUGAACUUAUGAAUUCCUCGCGUCUUGAUUUGAAGAUUGAUGAUGAUCUUGGUCAAUUUACCUACCACAUUAAUACUAUACUUAAUGUCUGCAGAACAAACCCAAAACCUUUGAAAGAUGCCUUUAGUCAUGAACUUGCUGUAAUGGAUUCUGGCACUAAAUUGAAUUUAAUCAAAUCCAAUAAUUGGGACAUUUCUACAUAUAAGUCACUUGUUUGUUCGGUUAUUAGCAAGUUUUUUCACUUGAGAAUAACACAGGCACUAGUCGCUGAUCAGAGUUUUCUUGAGGAAUAUCUUGAUUGUAUUAGCAAUUGUCUUGAAUUGUUGAAAUUUUUGUUAACCGGAAACGAGCAAGAAUUUGUAUCAACCUUUCAUUUAUUGGUAUCCUCAUGUUCCUAUUGUUUUACCAUCCAUAAUAGUCUGUAUACCAUAGAGUUGAUACAAACCCGGUUUUUGGAUUGCAUUUAUCACUUUUUGGAAAUGUCAGAAGAUUUGAAAAUCAACCUUAAUUUAUUACAUGUGGAUGAUGAAGGCAAAGACUCAUUGUUAAUUAGAUUCAUAAUUGAUGGAAUCACUCAUUCUAAGACCUCAUUGCUACUUGAAAGUUGGUUGUCACUUUUAACCCGUUCUUUGUAUUUAUUUAAUGAGUCGGUUUUCAGCGUUUUAUUCACUUUGAAUGACUGUAUCAUUAAAAAAAUUGAAUCUUAUUUUUAUAUGCUUGAACGUCAAGAUAAAUUUGAUGAUCUAGUUGAUGUCGAAGCCUCCACAAAUACUUUGAUUUCAGGUCUUGAAAGUUUAUUGUCAAUAAGCCAUAGCUUCUUGUUGGCAUCCAGUAUCAAAUUCAAUAAAGAUAAGGCUAACUCAAAUAAUGAAACGGGAUUUUUUGGUUCGGUGAUUCAAGGUGUAUUUCUGAUCGAGUCCCCAGCCAUAAGAACUUCGGAGCAGAACAAGUUAUUUUCCAUUUUGCUCUCUUUCCAAGAUGCAGUGAAGGUUUGUUUCAAAUUAUGGCAGUGGGCGGAUUCGAAGCCAGCUAUUAUUGUUCAGGGCCAAAUCGGUGAGAAGUCGCAGAUUUAUCUCGCGCAUAAACUUAAAUUCAGAGCCAGAAAAAUGCUUGAAUCCUUGUUGGACUUGGAGAAACAGGAAGUAAUAGAAACUCUUGUUAGCGUUGAUGGUUCUAUGUCUUCUGCGAUAAAAUUACUCAAUAUAUUAGAUGGUGGGAGAUCGCAGAUUACAUUGCCCUUUUUGUUCGACUCUAUCAUUACCAGGUGCUAUCCACCUUUAUUGGAAGAAUCUAAGAGAUCUACCCUCAAUAUUCCAAUCACAGAGAAAGAUUUAUCUAACUUUUUGGUUUCCUAUUUUGAAUCGAUAGAUACUGAUACUAUUUCGGACAUUUGGGACUCCACUAUCCAAUUCUUAAAGAAUGUAUUGGCUCAUUCCAAUCACUUUAAAGCAAUUUUACCAGAUUGUCUCAAAGUUGUAAAAGUGUUAUCAGUUAAAAUAUCAUCCUCAGGGUUGAGAGAAAAGAGUAAGAGUAAAAGAAUCUUAUCAGAAAUUUUCAUAAAAAUGCUAACGAAUAUGGUGUCUGGCAAAAGCGGAAACUUAGAUCUUUCUGAUUCGGAGAAGGAGGGUGAAGAUAAUACACAAGUUCCUGGUGUGGGUAACUCUUUGAUAAUUCAGGAUGAUACAUUAGAUGCGUUGGUUGUUGUUCUUGAACAUUUAGACAUUAUAAUUGAGGAUGCUGACAAAGCAUCAGCGUCCCUCAAUGUUAUCAUAGCAAAUUUGGUGACUCCUCAAAUCAAAUCUAAGAAAAUUAACGAAAUAUCUUUCAAGACCCUUGCGAUAGUGGAUUUGAUUGGAAAGUAUAAUCCAAACAAGACUUGGAAGAAUCUUGUAUCUGACUCCUUUAUGGACUCCAGUUUUUUUGAAAUGAAUACAACUAAGUUGAAACUUUGGAAUUCUAUUAUCACAACCUGGAUUUCGAUUGAGAAGGAGAAGAUCCAUGAUUUGAUAUUAAGAGUCACUCCAUUGGUCCUGAGUUCCCCAAGUAAUAUAUUUACAUGGAAUGAAAAUUCUGAGAUUGAGAGCAAAAUACAGUGUAUGAAAAGAAUUGCAUACCUUAUUUUAAUCCAGCCAAAAGAUUAUUUCUUGAAUUAUUUGGACGUUAUAUUCAGGCGUCUUGAAGAUUCCCUCAACACAACCUGUCCUCCAUCUUAUAGAUGUGAGAUUGCAAAGUUGUUACGUGCUAUUACUCUUAAGUUUGACGAAAUUCAUUUGUUGCCUAGGUGGACAGUAAUUUGUCAUGAGUUAACAGCAAUUUUUGACCUAGUGUUGGCGAGAAAUGUAAAGGAUUCAAACGUAUUUAGCGAAGAAGAAUUACAGUUGAUAUUACACGGUUGCAAAUUGUUGGAUCAAUUAUUAUUACUCGGUUGUGAUGAGUUCAAUUUGAAUGAGUGGCUAUUUGUUUCUAGCAACUCCGAGAUUAUUAAUGGCUCCUCACGAACUUCUAUUAUUGCUGCAGUUGAUAGAAUUUCUAACGAAAAGGACUUGACUAAUCUCAAAGAUCAACCAAUUACGAUUGAACAACCCCAGUCCCAGGAAGAACUAUCCCUUUUGCUUCAGGGAAUUAAACAAAUUGACAGUAUAACCCAACUAAGACUCUUUUUUGAUAAUUUGAGUCUUAUCAAUUAUGAAAGAACGUAUGGCUUAUUUGAGGUGAACUACAAGCGUUGUGAGGAUGAUAUUCUCAAUGACCUUGUUUGA